Molecule: messenger RNA, 2681 nt
Organism: Etheostoma spectabile (orangethroat darter)
Lineage: Eukaryota; Metazoa; Chordata; Actinopteri; Perciformes; Percidae
Gene: slc2a12
Product: solute carrier family 2 member 12
Exons: 6
Coding region: 168-1880 (570 amino acids)
Biological process (GO): D-glucose transmembrane transport; circulatory system development
Cellular component (GO): membrane
Molecular function (GO): D-glucose transmembrane transporter activity
Source: RefSeq, a predicted model, not a curated record
GGCACUUCACCAAAACAAACUGCGUGCAUGGGACACGGGUGAAAUAGUUGGGAACAGGGAAGAAGUCGCCGGGCCAGUCAGAAAAUCUGGAGAAGAAAGCGAAUGGAGCGAUAAACACGAGUCAGCUAACAAGAGAGACACUGCUGGGACGUCAGAGGUGGUUAACAAUGGACCACAACAGUGAGACCAAGAAGAUGACCUCUAACCCUUCUGAAACCCAGGACCUGGCUCCACCCACAGGCCCAGGCUGCAGCUGGCUGGUGGUCGUAGCGGCUGUAGCGGCCUCUCUGAGCGGCUUGAUGCUGGGCUAUGAAAUGGGCCUGACCUCUGGAGUCCUGCUGCAGCUGCGGGACUUCCUCUCCCUCUCCUGCCGGGAACAGGAACUGCUGGUCAGCUCCCUCCUGCUCGGCGCUCUCCUCAUCUGCCUGGUCGGAGGUCCUAUUCUGGAUCGCUACGGCCGCCGCUGCUCUUUGCUCCUGAGCGCUGCCCUGGUGAUCGGAGGGAGCGUCGUGCUCAUCUCAAUUACCUCACUUGUUGCACUCACACUGGGCCGGGUAAUAGUCGGCAUGGGAACAUCGCUGUCAGGGACAGCAGCGUGUCUGUACAUUGCAGAGAUCUCCCCGAGGGAGAGGAGGGGUCUUCUGGUGACGCUGUAUGAGCUGAUGUUGGUUGUGGGCGUAAUGCUGGGAUUUAGCUGUAGUUACGCUUUUGCUACUUUUCCCUACGGCUGGGCGUAUACAUUUGGACUAGUAAUCCCCCCAGCGCUGCUGCAGAUCAGUGUACUUGUGUUCCUACCACCCUCUCCACGCUUUCUAGUCACCCAGGGGAAAGUGGAGCAGGCCAGGAUAGUGCUUGCCAGAAUGAGAGGUGGGGUUCAUGAGCAUGUGGAAAAGGAGCUCCGAGACAUCCAGGCAGGACUUAAAGAGGAAUCAGAGCAUAGUUUCUGGGAGUUGUUCAGCACCAAGGCCAACUUGCGUUCACGGCUGCUAACAGGUGUGGCCUUAGUAUUCCUUCAGCAGGCUACUGGUCAGCCCAACAUCCUCUCCUACGCUUCACCACUUUUCCGCAGUGUAGGCUUCAACAGUGAUGCCGCAGCAACCUUGGCCUCCACAGGGUUUGGAGUUGUUAAGGUAGUUGGCACCAUCCCAGCCGUGUUGCUGGUCGACCGCGUGGGACCCAAGAGCUUUUUGUGCGUGGGUGCUGUCGCAAUGGGACUGUCGCUAGUUGCACUUGGUACAUUGACACUGCAAAGCCACACUCACCUCACCAGCCUGUGUAAAAGUCACACUACACUAAAUCACACAAUUACGCCGUGGGAUUUCAACCAAACCACUAAAGACUUCGACAACAGUGCCAUUUUUUCUACUGACCUCCCCAGCCAAUGGAACAGUGAGGAGGCACAGCCAACUAACAGAGAGGGUGAUGGGAUUGGGGAGCCAGGAGGAGGAAGUACUUCCUUUCUGAAGUGGGCAUCAUUGAUCAGCUUGCUGGUGUUUGUGGCAGCCUUCUCCAUUAGCCUUGGACCAAUGGUGUAUGUGGUUCUCAGUGAGAUCUUUCCAAUGGGAGUGCGAGGCAGGGCUGUGUCUGUGGUCUCGGCUGUAAACUGGGCCACUAACCUGCUCAUCUCCAUGACCUUCCUCACAAUUACAGAAAAGAUUGGUGUUUCCAAUGUGAUGUUCCUCUACGCUGCCAUGACUUUCGUUCUGCUGGUGUUUGUCAUCCUCUGUGUACCCGAGACCAAGGGUCGCACGCUGGAGGAGAUAUCGAAAGAACUGGCUAAGAAGAAGCCUUUUGAGGUGAGGCUCUGCAGGCAGGUUCAGCCUCAGGAAAGCCUGAUCCAGGGCAGCAGUAUGUCCACAGAGAUUCCAGACAACGUCUGAUUUUUUUUUUUACACCUCACCUGAAGAUGAGUCAAGAGCAAGGAUCAACCAGGACAAUAUAUUAGCACUGUUCAGGAUUUGGGGUACAACUCGUACAUCUCACCCACAUCUUUACAUCGCUGCAGUUCUAGCUGAUUUCUGUAAUGAUAUCUGUGUCACGUAUAAGUCCUUCUAGCUACAUGCUGUAUGUGACGGAAAAAAUCAACAAGAUAGGAAUGUGGUAAUUACAUAUGCAGGAAAGAACUAAAUAAUGGCAGUAUUUGUGAAUUUGCCCAAAUGAGGAUUUCUCAGGGAUCAAUCUUGCUUGUUAGAAGUCAGUAAAGAAUGGUAAACAAUAGAGAUGACAAUGUGAUUAUAUAAAAAAAAAAAUAUUUAAUUAAUUUCUUACUUUACCUCUCCAAUUAAAUAUACAGCGCAAAUAAUGCAGAAAGGAACAAAAUCCAGAAUAAAUUGACUUCUCACCAGCCAGUAGAAUGAAUGUGGAUGAAUGUGCAAACUGUACUUCUAGACAUUUGUAGUUGUUUUUUUUCCAUUUUGACCUGGCAUUGUGAUGAUUGACAUAUCACAGGGAAAUCCAAGAUGCACUAAACAAUCAGACACUAAUCACUUUAAAUGUCUUUGUAUGUAACAUGUUUUUAAAAAUGCAAAGAAAUUCCUUUAUCAUGACAUUUAUACACUGCUCCCAGUCAAAUGUCAUGUAAAAACACUAACAGGGCUCAAACCAGACAGGUCAGUUAUGCUACAAAACACACUAAUCUACAUGGUGACAGAAAUAUGGAUAAAGGCCACAGUACUCUAACA